GUCCAAAAACAAACCAGAGUCCAGAUCGGAAGCAGCUGUACAUCGACCAAGGAGAAGAAACCGAUCGUCGUAUCCGGGACUCCUCUGGGCGCGCCGACUCGCCGGUCUGUUCUCUCUCUCUCUCUCUCUCUCUCUCUCUCUCAGUGGUGGUGCGGUGGCUGCGAGGGGAGUGGCGCAGGGGUAAGAUCGGAAGAAGCUCUCUUUCUCAUGGAAUCUCGCCAAUAUUGGUGAGAAAUAAAAUGGGGUUUUAAGGGGUUCUUGAUUCUCACCCUCCCUCUCCUUCUCUAACCGUUUCUCACCAUUUUGAUCAUCCAAAUGUGAGAGAGAGUCCCCUCUCCCUCAGUUUCUUUUCUUUUCUCCUGAAAUCAUUCAAUCCAAAGCAAACAUAUCGGUGAUAGCAAAGUUCAACAUGGCAGAGGAAGAAGUAGUAGUGAAGUCAUUCAAAGAUCUUGGACUAUGUGAUCAGUUGUUAGAGGCCUGUGACAAUCUAGGUUGGAAACUGCCAUCCAAGAUACAGGUCGAAGCCAUUCCUCAUGGACUUGAAGGAAAGGACCUGAUCGGGCUUGCACAAACAGGAUCUGGUAAAACUGGAGCUUUCGCACUUCCUAUUCUCCAAGCCCUUUUGGAAACUCCUCAAGCAUUCUUCGCUUGUGUGCUCUCCCCCACACGGGAACUUGCUAUCCAGAUUGCUGAACAGUUUGAAGCUUUAGGGUCUGGUAUCGGUUUAAAGUGUGCUGUGCUGGUUGGAGGGGUUGAUCAUGUGCAACAAAGCAUUGCCCUUGGGAAGCGGCCACAUAUUGUUGUGGCAACUCCUGGUCGCCUUGAGGAUCAUCUGUCCAAUACUAAAGGAUUUUCUCUUCGUACUUUGAAAUACUUGGUAUUAGAUGAAGCAGAUAGGUUGCUGAAUGAUGAUUUUGAGAAAGCAAUUGAUAAGAUUUUGGAAGCUAUUCCUCGCGAGCGGAAGACAUAUUUAUUCUCUGCUACUAUGACAAAAAAGGUGCGGAAGCUCCAGAGGGCUUGUCUGAGGAAUCCUGUGAAGAUUGAGGCCUCAUCUAAAUAUUCCACUGUUGAUACCCUAAAGCAACAAUAUCUUUUGGUGCCUUCGACGCACAAGGAGUGCUAUCUCAUAUAUAUCCUGACUGAGAUGUCUACAAGUACAUCAAUGGUUUUCACUCGAACAUGUGAUUCAACAAGCCUUCUGGCUCUAAUGCUUCGAAACCUGGGUCUAAGAGCCAUACCAAUUAGUGGUCAAAUGAGCCAGGCCAAAAGACUUGGAGCCUUAAACAAGUUCAAAGCUGGGGAGUGUAAUAUCCUUGUGUGCACUGAUGUGGCCAGUAGAGGGCUUGAUAUUCCAAACGUUGAUUUGGUUAUCAAUUAUGAUAUCCCCUCAAAUUCAAAGGAUUACAUACAUCGAGUUGGAAGAACUGCUCGGGCAGGGCGAUCUGGUGUUGCAAUCUCAAUAGUCAGUCAGUACGAGUUCGAGUGGUAUUUGCAGAUAGAGAAUCUUAUUGGGAAGAAGCUGCCGUUGUUUCCAGCUCAAGAAGAAGAAGUUCUGCUGCUGUUAGAGCGCGUCUCAGAGGCGAGAAGAAUAUCCAUUAUGAAAAUCAAAGAAAAUGGUGGGAAGAAUAAGAGAAGAGGUGGAGGAGAUGAGGGCGAGGAAGAAGUUGAGAGAUAUGUGAAAGGAAAAGCAAUUAAGAAGUCGAAGAAAAGAUGAUGGAAAGAGCAGCAGUCAAACAGUGCAUGAAUGUGAGAUCCUCCCGGCAAAUUUUGUUUACUUUUCUGUCACAAUUUUGCUGUUGUAACUCGUGAGUUUUCUCUAAUGUGUAACGUAAACCAGUCUACAAUUCGGCUAUUCUAUUUUGUAAGAACCCAAGUUUUUCAUUGCGUUAUUGGUGUUCUUAAGCUA
Molecule: messenger RNA, 1906 nt
Organism: Rhododendron vialii
Lineage: Eukaryota; Viridiplantae; Streptophyta; Magnoliopsida; Ericales; Ericaceae
Product: DEAD-box ATP-dependent RNA helicase 10-like
Exons: 14
Coding region: 410-1714 (434 amino acids)
Molecular function (GO): RNA helicase activity; nucleic acid binding; ATP binding
Source: RefSeq, a predicted model, not a curated record